GUGGAAGUUCCAGUUCGUCUCCCGCAACAGCCUCUGGGGGAAUCCCAUCACCUCUCAGCUCUCUCCUUUCUCCUGCGGGUUCUCCUCCCACCUUUCACCUCUCCGCAACCAAUCUUGGCAUGCCCUGCCCGGAUUCUUACCUGCACCAUCUUGGCCUACCCAUCUGCUACAAGAUUUGCCCUACCAACCUUUUAAGACAGCCGUCCCUCAUGUUCCCGAGCCACCAUAAGUUGGGAAGCGCCACCGGUCCUCACUUUUUCCCCCACUUCAUGGUGGAGGUGCCCACCUUGUCUUCUCUUAGCAUUGGCAACAUCAGAAGUGGCAAAGCAGAAGAUCUAGAUGGAGUGGUGUCCCAAGGGCCCAGUUCUGGUGGCCAGAUGUUAUAUGGCUUGCAUGCAUCUGGAAACAUUUUCCCGACGGCGCCUGUUGCCCGAGAAACUUUAAACUGUGCCUUGCAUCCUCCUUAUGGGUUCUACGGUUAUAACUUUUCAGUGCCUUCUAGGUUAAUGAAUUCGUUGAGCCACUUCAAAGUGAGUGAUGGCAUGUCACCUCUGCUCCAGGAAAGCAGGUGUAAUCAUUCUCCCUGGACAUCCACAGUUAACCACUGCCUCUAA
This is a messenger RNA of Pseudonaja textilis, 614 nucleotides long. The record is from RefSeq and is a predicted model, not a curated record. NCBI's taxonomy places the organism in Eukaryota, Metazoa, Chordata, Lepidosauria, Squamata, Elapidae.